AUGGGCAUCCAAUACGAUCGACUUCGCUACAAGGAUGGGGGUAUUCAACAGGACUCGGGUUGCGGUACUACAUUAAAGAAAAAGAAUAAAGAGCUUACCAGCAGGUUAAGAUUUGAAAUCCAGAAAUCAACUACGGCAGGAGCAAAGUUUUUAGAAGUUAGUCUCUCGCUUAAAGUUGUGACAGUUUAUUCAAG
Molecule: messenger RNA, 194 nt
Organism: Funneliformis caledonium
Lineage: Eukaryota; Fungi; Glomeromycota; Glomeromycetes; Glomerales; Glomeraceae
Source: the annotation of a GenBank genome assembly